CGGCAUGUGCUGCAUAAACAAUGAAGACCAGUCUGUCACUAGUCGCUGUUGCCAGCAGACGUGCUCGUCUUGCGAUCCGUACCUACAGUUUUGUCGGAUUCGAGCAAUAGUCGUUUUAAACCAUUACAAGUGCGUGUAUUUGAUUUGAUAUUGCAUAUACUGUCUUGUGUAGAAAAUAUAAAUCCCUCAAAAAGUGUUGAAAAUAUAAUUUCACAAUCCUAAUUAUUACUAAAAAUAAAACUACAACAAAUGGUUUAUCAUCGGCGAACAAGUUAAAUGAAUGUUUAUGGUAGAUAGGAUUAAGAUCGUGUUGGAAUCCUGACAACUAUCAAUAUCAUAGCAGUGGAAAGUGCAGUGAAUUAACACAAUCCAUUCUUAGCAAUCCAAAGGAAUUGGAAUAAAAGAGAUACAAAAAUAUUCAAAAUGAAUUCAAUUGUCAUUGUUUACAUACCACAUACGGUCGAAUAUACACCUGAUGUACAAUUUUCCUCCUUGGAGUAUGUUAGUGUUCCAAUCAAUGAAUCUAAAAUCGAAACCAUUAGUAUGAAUGCGAUGAAAUCAAAUUUAAACAUGAACUGUGGAACAGCGAGGGAAACCGCUGAAAAGCUUAAUCAACACAUCAUGAAGGACGAUCUGAUUUUGCUGGCCUCGGAGGAAAAAUCGAGCUUGAGGCGCAGCUGUAGUUUUCUGGAGGACGAAGAUCAUGCGGCCUUAGACAGUGAUACAAAUCCACUAAGCUACGUUCCAAUAAGCAAUGAAAUAAUUUUGGAAGUAUCAUCGUCAAGCUUUGAUGAAGGAAUAGGCUUGAGUAACACUGAAGAAUCAAGUGAUGAUCAAGCGAGUGCCAAAUCCGACUCGCUGGCAGCCAACAACUCUGUGAAGAUUCCAGCAGCGAAAGGCUAUCAACGUAAGCAAAGUAAGGAUAAAUUAAAAAACUACAAAUGUGAAAUCUGCCAUCAAGUGUUUAUGAUGAAAAAACACCUUCGGGAGCAUCACGUAAUUGAGCAUCCGGGAGAAAACUGUAACAAAUGUACCAUAUGUGAAAAAACGUUCAAACUACGGUCGAAUCUUCGGCAGCAUCUUCGUAUCCAUACGGGUGAACGUCCAUUUCGAUGUGACAUUUGCGGCAAGACAUUUGUACAGGGCAGCGCUCUGACUGUCCAUCGGGAAUUACAUAAGGAACAGCGUGACUAUGAGUGCUCAGUUUGCAAAAAAGCAUUUAAAUCAAAGUUUGCCUUCAAAAAACAUGAAAAAGUACACAUUGGACUGCGGCCAUUCAAGUGUGAUGAGUGUGGAAAAUCAUUCACCCAAUCAUGUAACCUGAAAGCACACCAAAAAUUGCAUACAGGAAAUCACGCAUAUCAUUGUACAACCUGUUCAAAGACCUUUCGCUUCAAAUCCCACUACCAAGAUCAUCUAAUGACGCACACCAAGGAGAAAAAAUACUGCUGUACCCAGUGCGGUCGUACGUUUGCUUACAAAAACUCCUUCCAGCGGCACACCCUAAUCCACCGGGAUGAAGCUCAACACCAGUGUAUGGGAUGCGGGAAACAGUUCAGCAAACUAAGUCACCUCACCUUCCAUUACAAAUCUCAAGGUUGUGCUCGUAAACUAGCACGAGAGGGUGAGGUAGAUAGAGCUUCAAAAAUUCUGACUUGCGACAUUUGUAACAGCGUCUUCGAACGCGACGAUACUUUACUGGCCCAUCGAAACGAGCUGCACAGCUGCGAGGAAAACGUGCACGAAAAGGGACGAUGUCGGUACAAAUGCGUUAUCUGUAGCAAAUCGUUCCAGGAAGAGAGAGAGUUGCGUACCCAUUUCAAAUUGCACGAAGCCGACGAUUGUCCUUUUCAGUGUGGGAUGUGUGGAAUCCUUAAUUUAAACCAUACCUAAAAACCGGUAAGGUUCUCGUUUAAGGGUAUGCUAAUAAAAUGAAGAAGAAUCAGGCCAAAUUUACUGUAUGAUAAGGACUUAUUCUGUGAUAUCUCAGAGUGUAUGAAAAAUAUGUGUUUGUACUGGUCGUUUCGUAUUAAACAGCGAAUAUCUACAAGAUAAGAUUAGUGUUUUAAUUACCGUCGCAAACCACAUUUUGUGACAAUCCUCACUCCGAAUCCAUCCUAAAUUAAUGGAACCAAAAAUCAUAAUGGAAAAGAUUCGUCUCUAGUACGGUCGUUGCUGCAGGGUAGCUUUUCUCAUAUGCAUAUGUUGCCUCUGAAAACGUUGGUAAAUGGUUCAUGCCGACUAUAAAAGGUGUGGGAAUAACCCUAGUGGGAGUUUCUAGUUCCUUAAUAGAGGUAGUAAUCCAUUCCAGCUUCUUAGAUAGAACCUUUAGAAAGGGAUAUUAUAUACUAAACUAAUUGAAAGGCCCUGCCCGGCACUGAAACAUCUUAAACAUUUGUUCUCUGUUCACUCAUAAUGCUUAACACGGAACUGGAAUGGAUUUAAAUGGAAGCAUAAUAAAACUAUUAGUAUUAAUUUUUGACUAGUUCAUAUGGUCCAGUUCUAUGGGUAAGUUU
Anopheles merus is the source of this 2516-nucleotide messenger RNA. Its product is annotated as zinc finger protein 813-like. The transcript is spliced from 3 exons. Lineage: Eukaryota; Metazoa; Arthropoda; Insecta; Diptera; Culicidae. The record is from RefSeq and is a predicted model, not a curated record. Bases 424 to 1893 code for a protein of 489 amino acids.